Messenger RNA from Schistosoma bovis, 3428 nucleotides. The record is from the annotation of a GenBank genome assembly. Lineage: Eukaryota; Metazoa; Platyhelminthes; Trematoda; Strigeidida; Schistosomatidae.
GUCUGGCGGGAAACUAAGGGCAAGAAGCAGUCGCAACCUCGAAACUUGGGCUCAUUGAGGUAUAGUUGUAUCCGAGAGACUCGAAAUCCUAUGUUCACCACAGUAUAUAUAACUUUAGUGAGACCGAAGCUUGAAAAUCAUAUUCAGUCUACAAGGCCCUGUUUAGAAUGUGGCUCGAAUAUCUUGUCGAAGUACAGAGGAUAGCUGGUCGUUCAAUCCCAGAAUUCUGUGGCUUAGAGUACACAGUAUGGCUUGGAGAAUUAGACCUCAUUAGUCAUUCCUAACGCAAGUUAGGUUGGCGGGUUACGAUAGAAAGGAUACUGUAGCAGUAAAUAAAUUCCAAGGAAUAGUUCUAAGUCAUCGAAAGUGAUGCUGACCUCACUAGUUUUAUCAGAAACGCCCUUAAGUGAAGGUAAUCAGUUAAACAGCACUAGAUUACGUUUUGGUACGCCGUGCUGUGGAUCACUCACAACAACCAGUCAGCUUAAACCACAUAUUUCUGGACAUACCGACUACAUUCCAAAUAUAUCUUCAAAAACCAUCAUUCCUGACUUCCGAUUUGACUGGUUUUGAGAAAGGCUUUGAGGACAAUAGAGUUGUCAUGCACCAAAUAUCUAUGACAUAUUUGACUCGAAGAAAUGACUCGGACCCUAUAAAUCAUCCCUCCUACGUUCUGCUAGAUCAUGAGAACUCACCGAAUACAACAUGCUAGUUGUCUGUUGUCAGAAACCAGUAAUAAAUAUGAAUGUUGUAAAUAUGUAGACUAAGUAUGGUUGUAGUAAAACAACAAAGAGUGAGCACAAAGGAGUCAAUCGGUUUCUACAAGUUCGUAGCAAAGGUAUUGAGGACUCAUAUGCUGGAGAAAACGGCACUUGAGGUAUUGAGCAGCUAUUGUGGGGAAUUCCAUUAGUGCGCUUCGCAUCGCGUGGUUGACUUGAGCUAUUGCGCGUAGCUGACAGCCAGCGUCAACUUUCUGUGGACAGAUGGCCUCCAGCUCUGAGUCAGACAUUAGCGCAAGCUGCUGUGAUCAAGAAGUUACACACACAGAUACACCGAAGAUUAACAAGGGUCCAAAGGUCGCUUCUGUUUCUUCUGCUUGGGGAUUGCCGGAACCAGUUCUUCGCGUAGGAAAUCGUACUAUCUUUACGCAUGGACGUCCACCUUGGUAUAAUGCUGAAGGACAAACUCAACAGCCUUUUGUAAUCGGCAUAUGUGGAGGUAGUGCAAGCGGUAAAACAUCUGUUGCCCGCGUAAUUAUUGAAAGUUUGGAUGUACAGUGGGUCAGUUUAAUAAGUUUGGACUCAUACUACAAGGUUCUUACACCAGAGCAAAGACUUCAAGCUAUUGCUUGUCAUUACAAUUUCGAUCAUCCAAGCGCUUUUGAUCUUGAUUUAUUGGAAAAUCAUUUACGCAGGUUACGCGACGGUAAAACUAUUGAAGUACCUGAAUAUGAUUUUAAAACCCAUUCUCGUACUUCUAAAACGAAUACUGUCUACGGAGCUAAUAUUAUUAUCAUUGAAGGGAUUUUGGUAUUCUAUUCGCAAGCUGUGGCCAAACUAAUGGAUUUGAAGGUAUUUGUUGAUACAGACGCAGAUGAACGCUUAUCUCGUCGUCUUCGUCGUGAUAUUAGUGAACGUGGUAGAGAAUUGAAUAGCGUACUAGAACAAUAUAUGCGUUUUGUCAAACCUUCCUAUGAACAAUUUAUUGCUCCAAGUAUGGCUCAAGCAGAUAUUAUUGUUCCAAGAGGUGGACAAAAUGUUGUCGCUCUGCAACUUAUCGUUCAACACAUCAAUAAACGUUUAAAACAGUGUGGACUACGAAGCAGACAUGAAUUCGCUAAAUUCCCGUUCAUACUUUCUAAUGGUGCAUUACCAACAGAUUCCAAUGAUACAACUUGGGAGAACAAUAAUUCAACUGGUGUAAAUAAUACAGUAGAUGAUGUUUUUACAAUGAACAACCAUCUGUAUCAUAACAAGCAAUAUACUACUAAUGGUACAUCUGAUAAAGUAUGUCUCCCACCUCAAGUUCAUGUAUUACCUUCCACACCUCAAAGACUUGGUCUGCAUACAUUAAUUCGUGAUCGGAGCACCAAUCAAGAUGCAUUUGUUUUCUAUGCCGAACGUUUGAUGCGUCCUUUAUGUGAAGCUGCAAUGAAUCUACUUCCGCAUAUGGAUAUAGAUAUCGAGACUCCUCAGGGUAUCACUUAUCGUGGUCGGAAAUUAGCCACUGGUACUCAAAUAUGUGGUGUAUCUAUUCUAAGAGCAGGUGAAGUACUUGAACCGGCUUUAUGCGCUGUGUGUAAAGAUAUCCGUUUGGGCAAAAUUUUGAUACAAACCAAUCCAGUCACAUCUGAACCUGAAUUACACUACAUUCGUUUACCUCGAGACAUUAAAGAUUGUUUUGUUAUACUCAUGGAUGCCACUGUGGCUACUGGAGCGGCUGCUAUAAUGGCUAUGCGUAUAUUAGUGGAACAUGAUGUACCAGAAGAUAAAAUUAUCCUUAUCUCCUUAAUAAUGGCUAGUCAAGGUGUACAUUCCGUUGCUUAUACAUAUCCAAAGGCUCACAUUGUAACUACUGCUGUAGAUUCAGGCUUGAAUGAUAGUUAUCACAUUGUUCCAGGUGUUGGAAAUUUCGGUGAUCGCUAUUUUGGUACUACUCUGGAUCUAGAAACAAGAUAAUGAAUCUAAUUGUUUCUUUUCUUCAUGACAUUCUGCAACACUUUUGCCAAUUUGAGUGAACUUUCUUUUCGUCGUUUACUACUUAUAUAGUCAGGAACCUUUCUAGUUGGUUUUAGUCUGAUUUUUAAUUAAUUCUUUUCUUUAAAGAGUUUUUGUUUUGUUUUUUCUGACAGAUUUUUUCUGGAAAUCUACUUUCACUACAACACUAGCUCGAUAUCCUUGUCUAGUCCGCAUCUCUAUACUUGUUUCAUUCAUUGCAAUUUCUUAUACUCUAUUGCAUGUAGUUUUGUUAUUCCGUCUGACAAAUUGAUUUAUAGUUAGUGUGUUUUCUUCUUUAUGUAUAUGUGUCGAUUUAAUUGAAUUCACUGAUAUCUUUUUGAUGUAUAUUUGUACUUUAUUGAUUAUUUUUGUCUCUUUUUUUACCAUACAGUUGUUUUCUUCCCAAUUGACAAGGAAGAAGCAAGUUUAUUUUCUUUGUAAUAUAUGUAUGUAUUACAGAGAAUUUACUUAAAUAAUAUACUAAUUAUUUAUUGUGUACUAAAGGUUUCAAUAUUUUGUUGUUUAAUCUUGAUUUUCUUUUACAAAUAUUUCUGUUAUUUUAAUACACUGAUAAUUUCCUACUUUAUUCAUCCACUUCACUUUUUUUCUUUAGAAAAAAAUACGUCUAUUUUAGUUUCUACUGUUGCUGUUGACGAUGACGAUAAAGUUAAUGUGAAACAUCUUUUUCUAUAUAAAGUGUGUUCAGAUGUC